AUGAGUGAAAUCAGACGACCACAGGGGGGUACCUCAACAGCGAACUCCUCGAUGGGAUUACGUCAAACCAAACGGAAUCGUGAACGCAGCUGGAGUAUCAGUUGCAGUGACGACAAUGAAGCCGUACCGAAUGAGGUGUCGGGUAGGGAGUCACUUCUGUCAAAUCCAGAAAUAGCAAUAUCAGUAGGAGCUGCAGCAGGUGGAAGCGGUGUUGUAUCCUCCCAUAAUGUGCGACCAUCAGUAAUUGGGGCCGGAACUCCUUCAGUAUCGAGGUUCAUGCCUCAUCGCAUGGGGUCAUGUGUGGACGGCUGGGGUGCUAUGAUGACCUCACAUCACCGGUUCAGAGAUUGCAGGGGUACCGCUCAAAACUCUAAUACUUCACCCCGCCCCAUCGCGUAUGUGGCAGAGCGCCUCUCAGCACGUGAGGAAGAGGGGAGUAGCGGUAGUUUUGGUUGCAGUAACGCUUUAGUCGCCAACACUGGGAUUAGUCCUGCAUAUGGCAAAAUGGGCUGGGUGAAGGGUGUGGGUAGUGCCACUUCCACCACAGUCGACCGCCAUUUAGCUGCCCCUGUCCGGCAUAUAACAACCACAAGACUCACCAAGCCCUCGAAAGGGCAUUGUAUUUCCUUCGAAGACGUCGACGAUGCUGAGGAUGCGCUAUGUACGACGUCAUAUUUUCCGGGGAGGUCAGAGGAAUCGCACGGCACUUGGUCUACUGCCAGGGGAGAGCAUAAUGCACCAUCAUUCACCCGCGGUGAACAGCUUCGAGAAAACCAGUGUCGGUAUGCCGCUUCAGGGGUGCUUGACCAAACGCCUCGCGAGCGCAAAGAACCUCUACGUGCCCAUGGAACGGGUCCGCGCGGAGGAAGUUCAUCUACAAGCAACUACACUAUUUGUGAUGAUAGCUAUGCAUCGUCUGAUGAAGACCACACCACAAAAGUCACCCUUCGAGGAGCUGCAGCAAAUACGGCGUCACCACUACCGCCUCUACCUUCCACGCAACAAUCGUCCAUUGCAUUUUCUGAUGAUCAUCUUUUUGCGACGUGCCAAAGCUAUUGCUCAUGUGCCAGUAGUGGUGGCAGAGAAUACAUCCUUGUUGAUGACAGUGAUAGUGAUAGUAGCAGCAGAGCAGAGACACCAGCGACAGGGGCAGCCCAACUCGUCACCGCCACGGCGAAUGGAGGAGGUCCGCGCGAUUGCCUCGCCGAGGAUUUGCCUUCCCCUGAAAACCACACGCCGGAGCCAAAACCAUCAACAUGUCCCCAAUGGAAAGAAACAUUUUCACCAACGGGUAGUAUAUUGGAUCUCCUUUUUCCUACUGAACGGUGUAAACCCGUUGAUUUGAAUAGCUUCUCCGUUAUGUCGAGCACAAUGAAGGUCAGUAGUGCGGAAGCAGUGAGUGAAAGUACGCCGGUGGAUCACGAAUUCAGCACUUUGAGAGAUACUCGUCUUGUAGAAGAGUUGCGUCCGUUAUUUCACACAACCUUUACUCGUGAAUCGUUUUAUGAGGCAGUGGAACACGUCAUUUCAAAAAAAUACUGUCUUGAAGAAGGAGUGUUCUGGGGUGCGUUCAAGGAUGUUGAAUAUGUUGGCGAGGGUAGUUUUGGGUUCGUAUGGCGUUGCCGUACGUUGAGAGGAGAUGUUGUCGCUGUGAAGUCGUGUCCUUUAAGUUUGCAGAGUCGAGGCAGCGUUAGCGAUGCACUUUCUACUUUGCGCGAAGUCGUCGUCAUGCGCUUUUUGGGAAAGCACGGAGUCCCAUACGUUCUUCCACUCCAUAGUGCCUUCUUUGUGCAGGGCCAAGAGUGUCUUCCUCCCGAUGUCGCAAUCUCCGUGAAAUGGCAAGGAUCACUUGUCCCACAGGGGGAACAGUUGUGUCAGGCGCAACGAAUACUACCUGAUGGAAGGGAAGAUGAAUACGGAGAGAAAUGGUCAAACAGUGACGUGAACGGGAGUUUGGAUGGGGGUAAACAAGGUGAAAGUGUGAGAUUACCGCGGUUUUUGACCAUAACCACGGAGGAUACGAUGCGGUGUGAUGCAACCAUAUUUCUUGUAACAGAUUUGUGCGAUGGGGACCUGGAAAACUUUCCUCAUAACACAGAUGCCGUCAGGGACGUUGGCUUUUGCGUUGGUACGGUACUGCAAGCAAUGCACGAAUUUGGGAUCUUGCAUCUUGAUGUUAAGCCAAGUAAUAUCCUUUACAGACGCAAAAGUAUGUGCUCCCAAGAGUAUUCCCAACAGCAAUAUGAACAAACGCAAUGUACAUUAGGGACGGGGACGCAACUGGGCUCCUCAGGUCGACCGGCCACGGAGCCGGCAGCACUAUGGUCACAGAGUGAUUCAGUUCCCGGCCCAUAUAUUUUUUAUCUGAGUGACUUUGGUAAUUGUCGCAUAGUGGGGCCAAAAAAUAGUGAUAGAGUAAAGGGGGCUAUUGGCACCUACGAUUAUAUGGACCUUCGCGCGCUCAAACACAAAAUGUGUAGCCGCGCCACCGAUUGUUACAGCCUUGGGGCGACAUUAUACGAACUGAUGUACUCUCGGCGGUUGUAUCCUCCAUGCCAAAACCCAAAGUGCCGGUCUGAUGUGGACCACACACAAAACUGUUACGUAAAGGCUGCUGAACGGGCAGCUGUAAUGCCCACGCUGCCGAGACAUUCACAAGAACUGCUGCAUAUGCAGAGACUGAUAGCUGGUCUUCUAGAACUAGAACCUACGAAGCGCUUGAGAGUGGAUCAGUUUAUGGUGCUUCUCUCUCUUUAUGAGGCUGCAGUCCUUUCCCUGUCGACUCCUUCACAAACUGUUACUCCUUCCUUUACCGCUUAG
Molecule: messenger RNA, 2820 nt
Organism: Trypanosoma brucei brucei TREU927
Lineage: Eukaryota; Euglenozoa; Kinetoplastea; Trypanosomatida; Trypanosomatidae
Product: protein kinase, putative
Exons: 1
Coding region: 1-2820 (939 amino acids)
Biological process (GO): peptidyl-serine phosphorylation; autophagosome organization; protein autophosphorylation
Cellular component (GO): cytoplasm; autophagosome
Molecular function (GO): ATP binding; protein serine/threonine kinase activity
Source: RefSeq, a predicted model, not a curated record